Messenger RNA from Spirodela intermedia, 486 nucleotides. Lineage: Eukaryota; Viridiplantae; Streptophyta; Magnoliopsida; Alismatales; Araceae. The record is from the annotation of a GenBank genome assembly.
AUGGGAACUCGGGAGGAGGACGCCCCGCUACCGAUAGAGGGCGUCGUCGACCACCUCGAGCAGCCGAUCUUCUCCCGGGGAGCCGCCGGCGGCUGGCCCUCCGCCGCCUUCAUCAUCGGUAAGCUCCUCCCGCCACCGUCUUCUUUCUCCGCUUUUGAGUGAGACAUGGCGACCACCAGUGACCAAAAUCUCCGCCGCCGUCGUUGUGCUGAAGGGACCGAGGUGUCGGAGAAUUUCGCCUACUGCGGCAUCUCCAUGAACCUCAUCAGCUACCUGACGGAGGAUUUCCUGGAGUCCACCGCCUCCGCCGCCGCCAACAUGAAUACGUGGAGCGGGUUGUCCAUGAUGCUCCCCCUCCUCGGCGGAUUCAUCGGCGACUACUUCCUCGGGCGCUACCGCACCACCGUCGUAUCCUCCCUUCUUUACGUCCUGGUUCGUUCCUGCUCUCCAUCCGAAAUCGUCUUCUUUACGCCCCAUUUACAUUGA